Aureobasidium uvarum is the source of this 534-nucleotide messenger RNA. The record is from the annotation of a GenBank genome assembly. NCBI's taxonomy places the organism in Eukaryota, Fungi, Ascomycota, Dothideomycetes, Dothideales, Saccotheciaceae.
AUGUUGACUGUGAAACGGCCAUCGCCAACCACGGUGCUGUACAAAGUGUCAACUCGCUCAGCAAACAACACAGUCCCAGCACGAGUCCGUCGCACACUCAUCGGACUAGUCAGAAUACUGAUAGGCCUCACUCUACUAUGUAUUCUCAUUGCAAAGGCCCACACAUCAGCCACUCCCCGCUGGAAAAGCCAUACCGACUACGCCUCUACUUUCCUCCCUCCAGCGCUGACCGAACCAUCUACGAGUUCCGCAGCGCGAGUUCCCUGGCUCUACUUGGCUCCUAUCAGUCUGGUUGUAUUUUCUAUCAUCUUCAAGAAGGGAUAUACUACAGAAUCUCUUCUGGUCAUUCGUGGAAUGGGUGUACAGACGACCACGAGCAGUCCGACAUAUCUCAGUACUGCGACUACGAGAUUUAUUCCCACCAACAUGAUUCAGGAUAUCUUCGUGUACGAGGCUUUCAAGGGCUUUGAAGUCAGGUUCUAUUUGGCUAUUGUGGUCGAGGGUGAACAUGAUGUUGUUGUGGUCUUUCCUUAA